Caenorhabditis remanei is the source of this 1182-nucleotide messenger RNA. RefSeq lists its product as uncharacterized. Lineage: Eukaryota; Metazoa; Nematoda; Chromadorea; Rhabditida; Rhabditidae. The coding region runs from base 1 to 1182 and encodes 393 amino acids. The transcript has 7 exons. The record is from RefSeq and is a predicted model, not a curated record. Gene Ontology annotation, molecular function: NAD+ poly-ADP-ribosyltransferase activity.
AUGGAUAUUCAAGAAGGAUUUUCAUUGGCUUUAACAUCAAGAAAAAUGAGACUGAAUGUGAAGUAUUCUCGUCUUUCUGGUGGAUCCCCAAUUGCUAGAAUACAUGAUGAGUUGAGCAAUGCCGCAAGUAAUGUUAUUCUAAUUUCCACUAACGCUGAUACCGUUAGUAGCACUCAUAUCAUUAAAAACGGAACUGUUGUUGAUGCAAAAUUCCAGCAUGCCAAUAAAUGCCACGUGUUCAAAAAUGAAGUGCUCAAUGAUCUCAGUGAACUGCUCAUUGAGCUUCCAGUGAAUAACGACAAGAUUCUCGAAUCCACCAACAAAUUUUAUACGAUUAUCCCUCAUAACUUUGGAAUGAAAGUGCCGGAGCCAAUUGACAGUAUCCAUAAGGUCAAGGAGAAGAAUAACAUGUUGAAUGCACUUUUGGAUAUAAAAUUCGCUUAUGAUCAAACUUGUGGAGGAGAAAAUCCAACUAUGGGAACACUUGGAGUGGAUCCAGUGGAUACUAAUUAUCUGAAAUUGAAAUGUGCUAUGACACCUCUCGAUAAACACUGCCCAGACUACGAGAUGAUCCAUGAUUACUUGAAAAAUACUCAAGGAUCGACACAUGAAAUAAAAGUGGAUUUGAUUGAUAUUCUACAACUGAACCGAGAGAAUGAGUCGACAAAGUUUAAGGCAAAGAUCGGAAAUCGGCGUCUACUCUGGCAUGGUUCUGGACGAAUGAACUUCGCUGGAAUUCUCGGUCAAGGUCUUCGUAUCGCGCCUCCAGAAGCUCCAGUAUCUGGAUACAUGUUCGGAAAAGGAGUCUACUUUGCCGAUAUGUUCAGUAAAAGUUUCUUCUACUGCCGAGCGAAUUAUCAUGAAGAAGCGUAUCUUCUGUUGUGUGACGUGGCACUCGGAGAAAUGGUCACAAAGAUGCAGGCGACAACAAUGUCGAAGAGCACACUGCCAAAAGGAACUCAUUCGGUUAAAGGUAUCGGUCGUGAAUGUCCCGAAGAAAUAGGGGACUACCUUCAUCCAGAUGGCUACAUUAUCCCGAGAGGCAAAAAGCACUUUCAGCUGCAAGGGACCCAUCACACUGACUUCCACUUGCUAUACAAUGAGUACAUUGUGUAUGACGUGGAUCAGAUUCAAAUGAAGUAUUUGGUUCGUGUCAAAAUGCAUCAUGCUCGUCAUCGCUAG